CGGGCGCGCCUACUCGGGGCAUUGCGGUAGCGGCGCGGCGGGUGCCCGGCGGGGAGCGCGGCCGUUGCCCCGGCCAUGGAGCGGGGGGCGCGGCGCGGCGGCGGGCUGCUGGCGGCGGCGUGGAGGAGCCUGCGGGAGCGCGGCCCCAGGGAUGGCGGCGGCCCGGGGGGGCUGGCCCGGCUCUCCGUGGGCUCCGGGCACAGCCGGGGGGCGGCUGGCUCCGGAGGACCGAGGAUCCAGGGGAGCAGGCCCCUCUCUCUGUCCGCGGCUGCCAGGGCCGUCUGGGCAGCGGGCAGGUGGGGAGGCGGCGGUGGGAAGCAGCAGCUCACCCUGCACGACGUGGCAGAGCUCAUUCAGAAGAAGGAGUGUCGCCGAGUGGUGGUGAUGGCUGGCGCCGGGAUCAGCACCCCCAGCGGCAUCCCCGAUUUUAGGUCCCCGGGGAGCGGCCUCUACAGUAACCUUGAGCAGUACAACAUCCCUUACCCAGAAGCCAUCUUCCAGCUGACGUAUUUCUUUGCCAACCCCAAGCCCUUCUUCACUUUGGCCAAGGAGCUCUACCCUGGCAACUACAGGCCCAACUACGCCCACUAUUUCCUGAGGCUCCUGCACGACAAAGGGCUCCUCCUGCGCCUCUACACCCAGAACAUUGACGGGCUGGAGAGAGUUGCUGGGAUCCCUCCCGACAGACUGGUGGAAGCUCAUGGCACCUUUGCCACUGCCACUUGCAUGGUGUGUCGAAGGAAGUUCCCAGGAGAGGACUUCAGGGGGGAUGUCAUGGCAGACAAGAUCCCUCACUGUCCUGUCUGCACUGGAAUCAUCAAGCCCGACAUAGUGUUCUUCGGUGAGGAGCUCCCGCAGCGCUUCUUCCUGCACGUGACAGACUUCCCCAUGGCAGACCUGCUUUUCGUCAUCGGAACGUCCCUGGAGGUGGAACCCUUCGCCAGCCUGGCUGGAGCUGUUCGAGGCUCCAUUCCCCGAGUCCUGAUCAACCGAGAUCUCGUAGGACCCUUCGCCUGGCAGCAACGCUACAACGACAUAGCCCAGCUGGGGGACGUGGUCAGCGGGGUCGAGAAGCUGGUGGAGCUGCUGAACUGGACCGAAGAGAUGCAAACACUAAUUCAGAAGGAAAAAGAAAAGCUGGAUGCAAAAGACAAAUAGGACAGCUGGCGCCGUGCUGCUGGAGAGCGAUGUGCACCUCGAAAAGCAGAUGUCACGCCCAGCACGGCCAGAGAAAGAUCACGGCAGGGAGCCGGGGAAGAGGCCAUCCGGCUCUGCACAAACCCACGCAGGACUUGGAGGAGGGGACGCUCGUGGCUCCAGCCAGCCUGGAAGCAGAGGCCCUCGCCCACGGAGGAGGGGAGGCCGAAGGGAGCGCUGCCCAAAUGCCAAGCUGCAAACUGGUUCUGCACGUGAAGGCUUCCCUACCCGAGACUGCAGAACAGUUGACGUAGCCGCUGAGCGCUGUUCCCUCCUCGUCUUACCUCCUUCCAGCACCCUCUAGGAGAGGCUCUCCUCUUCCACAGCUCUGGCUGUCGCCCCAUCAGCACACCACAACCAUGCCCAGCCGUGAGAGCUUCACCAGUAAGCGGCUGGGAGCUCAGGGGCUCGUGCCAGCAUGUUGGACGAGCUGCACAUAUCCAGCUUGCCGUUUAGGUCUCCUUCCUCCUGAGCCGUCCGACCUCAGAGACCCUCGGAGCGCCUGGUUUUCACGGAGCAGGAGUUGAAAAUGCCACGAAGGUCAGGCCUUGGGGCAGGACAGUCCAGAGUGAGGUUUCCAGCUCCUCACACCAGACUGAGCAUCUCCCAGCUCCUUCCAGAGCUCCUCCUCACGAUCCUCCAGCUGCUGCAGACUCGUAGUGUUUAUUCUUCAGAUGAAAUCUCUGCUAAUCAGGGGACAAAUGCUGUCAUGGGGGCCUGCCCCCAUUCCUGUUCAGGAACGCCAGCUCAAGCUGCUGGAAGAGUUUAGAAUCUGUGUGGUGUUAAUUAUUUAAUAAUAAAGAGACUUCUAAU
Molecule: messenger RNA, 2010 nt
Organism: Grus americana (Whooping crane)
Lineage: Eukaryota; Metazoa; Chordata; Aves; Gruiformes; Gruidae
Gene: SIRT3
Product: sirtuin 3
Exons: 8
Coding region: 76-1158 (360 amino acids)
Molecular function (GO): NAD+ binding
Source: RefSeq, a predicted model, not a curated record